AGCAUUGAUGGUCUAAGCUAAAAAGAACCACGUCCAAAUCUUACUAUACUAAAAGCCCGAUAUACAGAGCAGAGCACGCCACGUAGGAUAGUUAAUUCAGGCCAAUCAGGAACAUGUAUUUUGACACAUCACAAUCGCUGGACAUUUUGUGUGGGCUAUGUAAAUUUUUUUAUUCGGCCCAUCUCCACCCCCAAAACCUUUUUCGUGGCAAGUUUUGCAAUUCUCUUCUCUCGGACUCUUCCAGUUCGUCUUCUCCAAAUCUCUGAGUUCAUGCCCUAACGUCCUUAGAUCUCAUGUUCUUGAAGUCUCAUCUGGAGCCGACAUAGUUGAGAGCGUCAACACUUACGCUCGCCGGAGAAGGAGAGGUGUCUCCGUGCUCAGAGGUAACGGCACGGUGGCUAACACCGUUCUCCGUCAGCCGGUGACGAUUCAUGGGAAUAAUUGCGGAACUGGAGCCGGAGUUGGAGGGGUUGUGACUUUACAUGGAAAGUUUGACAUAAUUCCAUCACUGGUACGGUGCUUCCGCCGCCCGUGCCGCCGAGAUCAGGUGGGUUGUCAAUCAUUGUUGUCAAUCAUUUAAGAUCAUCAUUCAUUGAUGAGCAAGCACGUAGUACCUUCGUUAGGUUAGAAUCGCAAAACACUAUAUUGGUUUGUAUGUUUCAGCUAAGUUGAAACCAAACUCGAGGUUUACACUCUUGCAGACUGUUUUGGUACUAUCUUCUGUUCGAGGUUUACACUCUUGCAGGAAUGGUGAUCCCACCAAACUCGAGAGGUAUCACGAUCGGAGACCUUGGUUCUAUCGUGGUAUUAAUAAUUCUGGGAUUGAAUUUUAGGUUUAUGUGCUUUCCGGAGGCGUUUUAUGUUUACCGCAACAUGAUCGACACUAAUACUUUCAUCAACUUGAUUUCUCUGAUUAGGCUGCUUGAAUGUUUCCUGCACGAUUGGGAUUUCAAGUUACCGGGUGGAUCCAGUGUCAAGGAUGAAGAGGACAGUCUAAAGAGGACGGUAAAGGAGACUAUGGAGAAAGCUUUCUCGGAUAGUGUGAUGGAAUCAAUGAAACUAGAGGCACCUGACUAUAGCUGCAUCUCUAACCUUAUGAGAGAAGUGAGGGACGAGCUUUGCCAGAUGGUGCCUGAUAGCUGGAAAGUGGAAAUAACUGAAACUAUUGAUCUUGACCUUCUCUCACAGUUGCUUAACUCUGGCACCUUGGAUAUUGAUUACCUUGAAAAGAUGCUUGAGUUUGCAUUAGCUACUCUUCGGAAACUCUCGGCUCCAGCCACUGACCGUGAGAAUGAAAGCACCCACCAGAGUUUACUGGAGGAACUUCACAGGUUGUGUGACUUGUGUCAAGCUAAAGAUGAGUCUGGUAGCCUCCAUGCUGUUGCAAUUGUCAAGGGGAUCCGCUUCAUUCUUGAGCAGAUUCACGACCUUAAGCGAGAGAUAGGCAUUGGGCGCAUUUUAUAGGAGUUCCCCUGGUGAUGCUGAAGCGUGAGUUUGCUGUCAGUGUCUUUAAUCUUAACAUCCUCUUGGAGGGUUUAUGGAAGAAUCUGGAAUACGGCAAGAAUGUUACUUUGCUACCCAAUUGAGUGAGUGUUGCUAUGUAAAUGCAAGCUGAAGCUAAACGUAAAAAGAGAACCCAAACUCUUGAGUCUUAAGGGGAACACAAAGCCCAUAUCAACAUCACUGAUAGUAAGAAAAGUUCUGCAAUCUUCGUAUCAGAAGCUGCAAAGAAAUAAGGUUCAAAGAGUUAUCUGCUUCAAACACUAUAUCCACUGAUGAUGAACCUUACAGUGGUCUUCCUAAUCCAGUAAAGUAAUUCAAUCUCUUUAACAUUGUCGUUUAUAUGUUUAUUUGUUCCUCCUAACUGCAAUUGAUCUUGCCGGGCAAUGCAUGCAUGACAAUACAUGAGUGCUUCCAGUGACUUACAGUCCUACACACAAAUGACAAUUUUCUUGGCAAGAAAUGAAUUUUUAACAUUUGAUGUCUAUCUCUUAUCUUAUGCUAAGUUUUUUGUUGCUGUGAGUUGACUGGUUUGAUUUGGUUAGCCCCCGCAGGAGAACUAUGUUCUUACUUGGAUGAUCUUGCGAAAUCAUUGGUUAUUCAGGCUUACAUAAGAGAGUGUUCUUUUGGACAGCCGAAGAUUGAUUCAUCUCAUCCCGACUGGUCUUUCAACUAAGAAAACUGAACAAACCCGUGAAUCUUUUAGAUUAAUUUUGUUAGCAACAACAGACGUACAUUUUAUCAAGAAGGUUAUUGAACAGUAAAAUAUCAUCUAGCUAGCAUCAAUGGAGUAUGACACUGUUUUUCAAGAUUGCCAUUGGAGAAACAGAUCCACAAAAUUUUUUCGUCUCCUCACCACUUCGGUUUUCUCCUAAUGAAUUUAAUAGAAUUUUCUCUCAUAUAUUCAAACUUUUAUCGUUUUGUGGUUUUCUUUUUCAACAACAAUGUUUUGUGUUUGAUUAGUAAGAAGAAUUUCAUUUCAUCAAAUUUCAAAUAAAAUGUCAUUUAUGGUUUUAUAUCAA
This is a messenger RNA of Brassica napus (rape), 2522 nucleotides long. RefSeq lists its product as uncharacterized. The transcript is spliced from 6 exons. Bases 748 to 1464 code for a protein of 238 amino acids. Gene Ontology annotation, biological process: signal transduction. The record is from RefSeq and is a predicted model, not a curated record. NCBI's taxonomy places the organism in Eukaryota, Viridiplantae, Streptophyta, Magnoliopsida, Brassicales, Brassicaceae.